Messenger RNA from Striga asiatica, 2312 nucleotides. NCBI's taxonomy places the organism in Eukaryota, Viridiplantae, Streptophyta, Magnoliopsida, Lamiales, Orobanchaceae. The record is from the annotation of a GenBank genome assembly.
AUGAAACUUCAUCAUAAAAUUAUAGUCCCGACGAUGAUUCUUAAGGCUGACCGGCGACCGGUCCACAAUCUGCUGCUACGCUGAUGCACUGGAUCACCGCUCUCAAAUCCUAUUAAUCCACAACUUUAACGUUUCAUUAUCUUAAUUAAUCACAUUAACAGAGGAUUAAAUUAAUGACUUGUUAGUUCGUUUAAUAUUGGCUGCAAAUCGGAGAAUACGGUUAUAUAUAUACAGUUCGGCCGACAUGAUUCCGUUCGCCGUGGGAUCAGCGCCGAUGGCCAAGCCCUCGUUAAUCCGAGCCGAGCAGCCGCUGCCUCCGGAUCUCUCUAUGGACCGUGCGGCCCUCGGUGGAUGGGCCGCCGCCUCUGGCCGCCGAGACAUCGUCUUCGUCGUCAAUCCCCGAGGGGCUAAUGGGAGGACGGGUAAGGAGUGGAAGAAGCUGCUGCCUUUUCUAAGGUCACGUCUCGGUUCUGAUUAUAAUACUAUUUUGCCUGCUUCUCAAGUUUUCGAUAAUCAGGGGAAGAAAACAAUAUGUGAAUCUUUGACUUCAGGACCUUCCCAUGGCAUUGAUAUUACAAGGGAGGCUAUACGUGACGGUGCUGAUGCAGUGAUUGCGGUUGGAGGAGAUGGAACUCUUCAUGAGGUUGUUAAUGGCUUUUUCUGGGAUGGAAAACCUGUUUCGAAUAGUGAUCAGUCUGUCCGUGCAACUGCUCUUGGUCUAAUUCCACUGGGAACUGGUUCUGAUUUUGCAAGAACGUUUCGUUGGAAAAACGAUCCUUGUGAUGCCAUUGAACGUACUUCUAAAGGGAUUAGAUCACGAAUUGAUGUUGGAGUUAUUGCUGGAGAAAGGGGAGAACCACACUAUUUUGUUAAUGUUGCUGAUAUUCAUUUGAGUGCAAAGGCUGGUUAUUAUGCUUCGAGAUACAAGAAGUUUGGAAAACUCUGUUACGUAAUUGGUGCUUUGCAAGCUUUUUUCAGUCACCAUAACCGGGACCUUAGAAUAAAGUUUGAUGAUGGCGAGUGGGAAACUUACCCUAAGGUAACAGCUCUUUGCAUUGGGAACGCCAAAUAUUUUGGUGGGGGAAUGAAGAUUACACCGAAUGCCCACCCGUGUAGCGGCAACUUUGAGGUGGUGGUUCUUCAGGACUUCAAAUGUGUAAGUUCGAUCGAGAUCGAGGAGGUUGUCAGCAGUAAUAGUACUUUUGUCCAGUCUGAUGGGGAGUUUUUAGGGUUCCUCCCAAAAAAGUUUAGCAUUUUACCCGGUGCUAUUGAGAUGAUAUGCUAGAUUAGAGGAUGUAUUUAUUUUGCCUGAAAAAAUCACAGCAAAAUAGGAGACAACUGAACCAGAUUUGCACAGGAAGAGAGGCCAGAGCUCAGGUUUUGAUGUCACUUGGACUUGACAAGAGUAUUUUGUAACAACUACUUUUGUUUUAGAUUGCAUUAGAUUUUGUAGCCUUCUAUCUUCAAACUAUUUAUCUUUGGAUAUUUAUACUAGUACAUAACAAUAUGUACAUAUAAGUUUACGAAGGGUUCAAUCCUAUCGGUGUUUGUGUUGUAGUCACCUAUAGGUUGAAAUGAACCGAGGCAUAUCAACUUUCACAUGAUUAGAGUCCACUUGGAUAUUUUAUUUAGACGGACCUUAACUUGCAAUACAUAAGUAUAUUAAUUAUUAUGUAUAGAGCUCAAAUUUAGUAUUAGUAGCUUAUGAUCAAGAAUGAAGAUAUGUCCAAGGAUUUGAUCCAUUAAUAGAGAGGUAAGGGAGACACAUUGUUUGUUAAUCAAUCAUGACGUAAAACAUCACAUUCCAUCCUCUGGAAUGAGAGCUGAUUUCCCUUGAGAUCAUAGGCCAUAUAGAAGUACUGCUGCAUGUAGUUCCCCAAGACUCCGAAGUCAAAGUUGUGCUGCUCAGAUGGGGCUGCCGUGACAGUGGAUGUUUCUUGCUUCUGGAUGUACUUUGAUGUUUUGUUCUUCUCCUGCUGUCCUGAUUGUAAUUAUGGUCUUUGUUUAGUUUUGGCUUUUGCUUCUGUACAUGUUGUAUCUUUUGGUUUUUAUUUAGUUUGGACUUUGCUCUUGUAUAGGUCAUUUUGCUGUCCAUUUCCUUGGCUCUGGUGGUAAGUCCAAGGAAGGUGUAUAUUGUGUACUUUGAUUUGCAGUUGAUACAAUUUUCGACUGUUGAAAAAAAAAAAGACUAGGAGACACAUGUUAUUAUGCAUGUAUUUAAUGUCUCGAGAGAUUGACAUGUGUAUUUUCAAGACUGAUAACUACAUGUCUGAUUACAUAUGUAGUUAAUCAAGUAUUGAUUGCGUGAGCGA